UCCGCGUGUGAUUAAGAGAAGAAAAUAAAAUCAAUUCAGGAUUGGAAUCGUGAUCGCUUCCGUGACAAUUAUUGUGCUAAAAAUUAAACAAACUGAAGAACGAUUCAAUACGGCAGAUACCGAACGGCAGCAGCUGCGAGAGUUGGUACGAUUUCUGCAGGAAAAAUACUUCGCAUUGGAGCAUCAAAACGAAAUCCUACGAGGAGAAAAUGACAUGAAGGUAGAGAUAAUAUUUCGAGCCAACAUUGAAACGAAGGAUCUUUACAACACAAUCAUGGAUCUGCGGGGAAUUAUUCGGGUGUUUUUCCGAGUAUGGCCACCACUAGCAUCCGUGGCAGACCGAUUGGAGUGUGCCUGGAAGUAUCUGAACGAGCAGUCACUGGUCAUCAGAUCGUCGCCACCGAUGGAAGCAAUAAGCGAAUGGAGUUCAAUCGAGAACAACGCAGGACUCAGGAGGACAUUUAUUCAAACGUGGGCACCCUUGAUCCAAUCAGCCUGGAUGGGUACAACAAAGAACGUCUUGCCCGAACAGGACAGCAAUUAAAAUUAGCGGUUUCGAAGUUUCUCCGAAUGCUGAAGCCUUCCGUGCCGCUCUGUAUAACAUCACUCCAGCGAAGGUGAUCCGGAACCGAGCCCUGCAGGGAAAUUGCCCAAUAUCCACUCGCCCAAUCUGCGGAAAGUUCUGCCGUGGCCCAAGGAUGACUCAGCACCUAACGACGAUGACGAAAACGUGGAGAAACUUAUCAUCAUCGGCUUGUUUAGAACUGAAGGAGAUGAAUCAGUUGACCGGUUCAAGGUGUAUUGCCAUUGCAUGAGACCCGACCCCUGGAGGCGACUGGAUACAAGGCGAACGCCUUCAUAAUAGAUCAGAGCAUAUAGUGAGCUAAA
This is a messenger RNA of Armigeres subalbatus, 888 nucleotides long. RefSeq lists its product as uncharacterized. NCBI's taxonomy places the organism in Eukaryota, Metazoa, Arthropoda, Insecta, Diptera, Culicidae. The record is from RefSeq and is a predicted model, not a curated record. The coding region runs from base 313 to 621 and encodes 102 amino acids. The transcript is spliced from 2 exons.